This is a messenger RNA of Haplochromis burtoni (Burton's mouthbrooder), 4393 nucleotides long. RefSeq names its product zinc finger protein 362a (gene znf362a). Bases 305 to 1642 code for a protein of 445 amino acids. Gene Ontology annotation, biological process: regulation of transcription by RNA polymerase II. Gene Ontology annotation, molecular function: RNA polymerase II cis-regulatory region sequence-specific DNA binding; DNA-binding transcription factor activity, RNA polymerase II-specific. NCBI's taxonomy places the organism in Eukaryota, Metazoa, Chordata, Actinopteri, Cichliformes, Cichlidae. The record is from RefSeq and is a predicted model, not a curated record. The transcript has 9 exons. Gene Ontology annotation, cellular component: nucleus.
UAAAAUAAAAUAAGAUAAAAUGUCUUACUGCCAAAACAAUCAGUGCACAGAUAAAUGUGAACUUUUCCAUUGUGUAUCUAACGCUACAGCGCAAAUGCGCACAACAUCUGCGAGGAAACCAGAAGCCAGAAAAUGGGUUAAAAAAUCUGUUUGAGCGCAGUGUUUUUACAUUGAACAAUUCCUCGCCUGCAGCACCCAGAAGUGAACAGCAGGCGACCCGGAAGAUUUGAAGUCCGACUGAGAGCGAGCAGAAAGAAGACUCUAAUCCUUUUUUAAAAAUUGUUUCCUUGCUCGCUGGUUCAGGAUGGCUGAACCCCGCUUUAACAACCCUUAUUUUUGGCCUCCCCCUCCUGCCAUGCCUGGUCAGCUGGAUAACCUAGUAUUGAUCAAUAAAAUCAAGGAGCAGCUGAUGGCGGAGAAGAUCAGACCGCAUCAUCUGCCCCCUGCUUCAGCCCCUUCCCAGCAGCCUCUAUUGGCUACCUCCAGCCAGCCAGAAGGCGGCCAGCAUGGGAUAUCCAAAGCCCAGCAGAUGCCUGUUCUUCACAACCACAGCCCAUCUCAGCCUGAUAUCGCCCUGCACGCCCGCCCUGCCUCCAGCUCAGUCACAGGCCGUAUUCUUGGAGAUGUAAACUUGAAUCUAGAUGACAAGGCAGCUAUAAAAGCCAGAGGAUUAUGGGAAGACUGGCAUCUGCGUCAACUCAUAGAUCAUCCUUCCAGAACAAACCACGUCUCAGGUGUGGCGCUGGCAUCCAGAACAGGCAACCUAAACACCUCGGAGAUCAUCACCCCCACCACGCCCACCUCAAGCAGCCACAGCCGGCUGGGUGGAGCUCCCUCCCCUCACCUCAUCUCAGGGUUGGCCGGCCACGGCAUGGAGCCUGGGAAAAACAGCGGUGGACUUGUGGGACUCCUCGGUCCUCCUCCAAAGCAGGAACGAGGACGCAAGAAGAUAAAGGCAGAGAAUGGGUCAUCUCUUUUGGUGGUGCCCUACCCAUUUCUAGCCUCAGGCAACGACCAGUCAUGCAUCACCAUUGCUGCCAAAGAGGGAAAAACCUACAGGUGUAAAGUUUGUCCGCUGACCUUCUUCUCUAAGUCAGACAUGCAGAUUCACUCCAAAACACACACAGAGGCGAAGGCUCACAAGUGCCCUCACUGCACCAAGUCCUUUGCGAACGCGUCCUACCUAGCCCAGCACCUGCGCAUACACCUGGGCGUCAAACCUUAUCGCUGUACCUACUGUGAGAAAUGUUUUCGCCAGCUCUCCCACCUUCAGCAGCACACCAGAAUCCACACAGGGGAUCGGCCUUAUAAAUGUGCCCAUCCUGGAUGUGAAAAAGCUUUUACGCAGCUGUCUAAUCUGCAGUCUCACCAGAGGCAGCACAACAAAGACAAGCCCUUCAAAUGUUCCAACUGUUACCGUGCCUACUCAGACUCUGCCUCACUUCAAAUCCACUUGUCUGCACAUGCCAUAAAAAACGCCAAGGCCUACUGCUGCAGCAUGUGCGGCAGGUCGUACACCUCUGAGACCUACCUUAUGAAACACAUGUCUAAACACGCAGUGGUGGAACACGUGGUGUCUCAUCACUCCCCUCAUCACAGGACAGACUCUCCCGCCAUCCCUAUACGGAUCUCCCUCAUCUGAGCCCUUCACGCGUCUCCUGCCCUCCUGUUUUCUGUGACAUCGUCACUUUGGUCCUCUGAUGAACCACACAGCCCGCUACUGGGAUCCAAAAAAAUGUGCCAGAUUGCCAGUAUUUUGUGACGAGGUGCUCUUUUAUUGAGUAUAUCCUCCUGUCCUUCCUUGCUGACCAGACAGUAUUAUCGGGGGCAUCCAAAGAUGAUUUCUCAGCACUUUCCGGCCUGAAAAUCACAGGCCUAAAAUUUCAUUUUUCUAUGUGACUUCACAGGAAAAAAAAAAUGCUCCAGGCAGCUACAUGGAAAACCUUUUUAACCUUUUUUUUGUGUGUUUCACAGAUUUAUUUGUCUUUUUUAUACAGUCCUUUACUUUCUUUACUCUUUACAAAAUAAAUAUAUUUGCAUCAGAAAUAGUCUUCCAUUAGCUGAGUGGCCAAGUUAACAUAAAAGUGAAUGCUUAUAUACUGUGUAGCUAUUCAUGUAUAUCGUGCCACUUCUCAUGUCAGCUUCGUCAGCAACGUUUCAUCAACCACAUGACCGUAAUACACACAUCUUAUUAUUCUUAUUAUUUUCAGCCUGCUGCCAAGUUCAAUCUGAGCCGCUGUGACUCAUUAUCAAAUUUAGUUUUUAAUUCUUUUCUUCUUUUUUUUUUAAUUUUAGUUUUUGUAUUGUUAAACAAAUAUGCUCAAAGCAAUCCUGGAGAACUCAGUUUAAUCUGGUCAAGGUUUAAAAGUUCUGAAUGAUGAGCACUGUUAUAAAGUGUCUCAUAAAAAUAUACUAAAUAAACCUCCAAGCCACUGAAAAAUGAAAUAGAAGCUGUCAUACAACGAAUGCAAGAGUUUCUGCAUUCAGUAGUGUUACAAAUGCAAGGAACAAUGUUUCAUUACUCCACCCAUAAAAGGCAAAAUACCAAAAACAGCCCUCACGUGAUAACCUUUAAUCACUCUAGCUUUCAAGGUUAUCUUCUAUUUCACCUCUGAGUCACUUUUUGUGCUUCUGUUAACUUUAGAUUGCUCCCAGGACCUGGGAGUAAACGGUGGACUGAAUUUCACUCAUUUACUCACAAGUUAAAUGUUUUGGGAAACAAGUGCACAUGCAGGGGGUGGAGGGCAAACACUGGUGGGAAACUGCCGUGUCUGCAAUGCCCCAUGGGCUAACGUCACAGUUCAGGUUGUUUACGCUGAAGAUUCUAGAUGUCUCUCAGAAAGUGACUGUAAAGCUCUGUGUUAUGAAUUGAAGGCUUAUGGUUAAAAAUAAAUGAGUAUGCUCCUGGUCAUGCUCUCAACCUGAUGCGCCACCUUGGGGCAUGAAUACCGUGGACUGUUCCGCUGAACACCGAGAUGAUGCUCAACAUAGAAGUCCAUUUGACACAGAACCUGCACAUGUAUGUGUGACUCUGAUGGGCAGUGCAAAUGGAAAAUGCAAGAUGGAAGCAGUACAGUGCUUCACAGGGGCCAAAUUUAAAAUCAGAGGUUUUUGCUUCUUAUGGGUGGAGUUAAAAAAUGUUAUAUGUUGUAACCCAAACAUGUGUUACUCUCAGUUUAAGUUAAAACUGAAAAAAUGGCAAUGUAUAAUCACUUAUCUUGCCAAAUUUAUAUUUGUUUGUGUGUGUGUGUGUGUGAGUGUGUGUGUUGUGCGCUAUUUGUUUUGUCUGUUUUGUAUUUAAUCUGGUCUUAAAAUAAACCAAUGUGGUGGCAAGACUUCCACCACCAUUAUUUGACAAUAAGCUUUUUCCUUCUUGGUUGUGUAAUCAAAGCAUCAGCCUUAUUUGAAUAUGUAUUUUUUUAAUUGAUUUAUGAAUGAAUAUUUUGCCAUUUUAUAUGCAUUUAAGCCUUAAUUUAGUUACAAUUCUACAUUUCAUUUUGUUGUUGGCUUUACAUUUGCCUUUUAUGUUAUAGCAUGACGUAUACUGUAAAUAAACUAUACCUACUGUCAACCCAUUUUAUAUUAAAUAGUUGUAAAAGUCUUUUUUCCCCUCCCCUCUUCGCUUUUGUGGUUGCACAUAAACAAAAUAAGCAAGAAAAAAAGACUUCCGGUGACAGAGGUGGGGAGGAAUGAGUCGCAGGAACUCAAACUCACUCACUUACAGGAGUCCUUUAGGCAUAUAGGUUACCUGCUCAGAGCUAGGUGAACCAUAGUGGAACUGAGCAAACAUUGCACAUUUAGUCCAAUACAACAAAGUUGUGACUGACUGUAAACUAAUGAAAGAAAAUACUGUACAAGUCACCCUAUCAGUGUUCAUAGCAAAAGUCAUGUCACACUGGUCCAUUACACCAACUUCUCUGAUAAACGUGUUUGUAGGGUGUCAACUUCACACCACUUAUUUUGUUCUUCACACUUUAGACAGAUUUCGACUAUGUUUUUGUAACUUCCUUUAAAGAAAAAAAUGGUUUAGGGCUGUUCAAAAAGAAAAUAAAAGUGCAGCUGAAUUUCUUUAGUGACAACUGCGGGGGCAUGUCUCAAACUACACAUUGUUGUUGACGCAAACAGGAGCAAAGAGCUUGUAUUUGCGUUAUGAGUUUAUGAAAUUGAUGUGGAAUAAAAUCAAGAAAGUGCAGUUGUACAACUAAAGUCUCUGAUCACUGUGAGCACUAUCAUUGUGUACUUCCAACUUCACACAGUGUGCAAUGAAGUUGCUUCCAGACAGUAGUCACUUUAUGCUUUGAAAAGUGACUUUUCCAGUUGCUCUUAUGUCUGUCCUGGCAAUUCUGAUUAACUACAUUCACCACUCAUUUGUAUUUCAGUUGCUCCCAAAAAA